Molecule: messenger RNA, 1420 nt
Organism: Musa acuminata subsp. malaccensis (wild Malaysian banana)
Lineage: Eukaryota; Viridiplantae; Streptophyta; Magnoliopsida; Zingiberales; Musaceae
Source: RefSeq, a predicted model, not a curated record
AUGGGGUUGGUCAAGAUUUUACUCUUUCUUCUGGCAUCCACAUCAAUGGGUUCAAUAAGAACAGAAAGUAGAUCAACAAACACAACUUUUCCCCUCCCUCUUUUCUGCCCAAAAAGUUGUGGGAAUAUCAGCUUCGAGUAUCCUUUCGGCAUCGGCGAUGGCUGUUUCCGGACAGGCUUUAAUCUUACCUGCAGAAACCAUUCCACCAGCGCUCCCAGGCUUUUCCUGGGUGAUGGCACCAUCGAGGUGACGAGAAUUGAUAUGAACCAGAGGUCCGUAUAUAUCAAAUCACCAUCUGUCGUCAUGGGUGUCGACGAUAAGUUUAAACGCGCCUCACUGAUUGACCUGGAGAAUUGGCCUUACUCUUUUGAGUCAAUGGAACAGAUGACACGUAAUUCUUAUCAAGGAACGACAUCUAACGAAGUUUACGUUCUGGGUUGUAGCGCUAUGGCUAGUCUAGUGGAUCUUACCACCAAUAAAACCAUUAGCACUUGUCUUAGUAUCUGCGCGGCCAAUGAUUCGAGUCUAAAGUCAGAGUGGUCCGACAUUAACAAUAGAUAUUGCACAAUGAAUCUAUGGUCUAAGAAUUCGACUGCCUUAGAGAUUCAGCUAACUCGAAUCGACCAAACAGAGUUACACUUGGUGAAUACCUCCAGCAUCAAGGUCAUGAUGUUUGAUGAUGAAAAUGAUGAUCUCCAAGGAGUAUUAAACGGAAGUAGAACGAAUGUGGAGGCCACCCUGGUAUGGUACAUGAAUGAUCAUCUUUCAUGUGAAGAGGCCAUGAAUACGGAAACAUACGCUUGCCUCAGUCAAAAUAGUCUUUGUCAUAAUAUCUUUCUUGAUACGGCCUACCUUAAUAAGAGCAUUGGAUAUUUAUGUCGUUGUUCCGCAAGUUAUCAAGGCAAUCCCUAUGUACCUAGUGGCUGUCAAGAUAAAUCUUUUACACCUGCUGCUGCUGCUCCUGCUGCUGCUGCAAACGGCUGUCUUACUAAAUGCGGGAGUAUUGACGUCUUCUUUCCAUUUGGGCUGGAGAAAGGUUGUUAUAGGGACGACUCAUUUGCUCUGACAUGCAAUACUACAUCCAAUCCUCCCACCCUCCUUUUAGAUUACCUUAACAUAGUGCAUAAUAUAUCGCUGGAGGAAGGCCAAUUGGAACUCGAGGAAAAAGGCACUUUCAGCUACAUUGGCAAUAGCACCAGACCUUUCGUCUUUUUUAAAGGUCAGACCAUCGUUAGUUGGGUGAUCGAGUUCCAGCUUUGCGAGGAUGCUAAGAAGAACACGACCACCUUCGCAUGUGUCGACGCUCACAGCUCAUGUAUCGACACAACAAUUACUAACGACGAUGGCAAGUUUGUGGGAUACCGUUGCAAAUGCUGGCAAGGUUACCAAGGAAAUCCUUACAUGCCUAAUGGAUGCACAG